GCGCGUCUUUGACGAGAAGGACCUCUAGUUAGAAAGCAAUGCACGUGAGUGUCUCGGUUAGAGUUUGGAGAAAAUGUAAUUUACUGUUUCUCUUCUCGGGUGACACUGAAGUCAAUAAGCGCGUAGUUUAUAAAGCACGAUACUUUGUUUCAUCUUAUAACGUUAAUAAAUCUCUGAAUCGUCUUUUUCGUUAUCCACGGUGUCAACAGAGCAGCUCGACCAUGGAGCAGGCAGCUAUUGCUCCAGGGGCACCGGCGGAGGCAAACAGCCCGGUGUCCACGCAGGGAACCACCGCUAAUGAGGCAGCAGAGACCGGCAAACGUAAAAGCGACGAGCCGGGCGAACCGGAGACAAGUGGCCGAGGGAAGAGGCGGAGAGGAGCGGGAGGGAAGAAACUCCGUCCGGGCGAGCGAUACAUCCCUCCUCCGCAGAAACGGAACCCCGGUGUCAGCUUCAGCCAGGAGCAUUUCACAGAGACCUCCUACUACUUCGAAGGUGGCCUCCGCAAAGUUCGUCCAUAUUACUUUGACUUCAGAACCUACUGCAAAGGCCGGUGGAUAGGGAAGAGUCUCCUGGAGGUGUUCAAGAGUGAGUUCAGAGCUGAGUCCAUAGAGUAUUAUCAGAGGGCUGCCAAAGAGGGUCGCAUCCGGCUCAACGAGUCACCUGUGGAGGACCUGUCUGUGGUGCUCAGGAAUAAUGAUCACAUGAGAAACACUGUCCACCGCCACGAGCCACCUGUGGUCGGCAGACCCCUGGAGGUUCUGGUGGAUGACGGUGAAGUGCUCGUGGUCGACAAGCCUCCCUCCAUUCCAGUCCACCCCUGUGGUCGUUUUCGCCACAACACGGUGAUUUUCAUCCUGGGGAAAGAACGGGGCAUCUCCGAGCUUCACACUGUCCACAGACUGGACAGACUCACCUCUGGAGUGUUGCUGUUCGCCAGAACAUUGGAGACAUCAAAGAAACUGGACCAGUUGGUGAGAGACAGACAGCUUGAAAAAGAGUAUGUGUGCCGAGUGGAAGGGGAGUUUCCAGAGUGUGAGCUCAUCUGUGAGGAGCCCAUCCUGGUCGUGUCCUUUAAAAUCGGCCUCUGCCGGGUUGACCCCAAGGGAAAGGAGUGCCGAACUGUCUUCCAGAGGCUCAGCUUUAAUGGAAAAACCAGCGUUGUCCGCUGUUUACCCCUUACCGGCCGCACACACCAGAUCAGGGUCCACCUACAGUACCUAGGCUUCCCCAUCCUCAAUGACCCCAUCUAUGGGUCCUUAGCGUGGGGUCCUAACAGGGGGAAGGGGGGACUGAUGGGGAAGAGUGAUGAGGAGCUGCUGCAGGCUCUGGUAGAGGAACAUCGAUCUCAGGAAAGUCUACACCUGUUGGAUAUACCAGAUGACAGCACUGGGACAGAGAAAAACAAGACAUCUGAGAAAACAGACAAGGCAGAUGUUACGCCUGAACCUGACAGGAGAGGAGAAAGUCUUCAGACACAGACCGACAUAAAGCUAGAUACACAGGUGCCGACAGGUUGUAGCUCAAGCAGUGAGACAGUAGAUGAGGUGAGUCAGGGCUGCACAGACUCAAACAGGAACAGCACCUCACUCCAAGAAUCUCAGAGCCAUCUACCAAUCACAUCAAAUGGAAAUCAAACAGAGGCAACUGACUCUACCCAGAAAAGUCCUCCAGGGACUAGAGACCACCUGUGUAGUGAAUGUAAGCUGGUACGACCAGAUCCUACAGAAAAGGAGCUGAUCAUGUAUCUCCACGCUUUACGCUACAAGGGACCUGACUUUGAAUAUUCCACACGUUUACCCGAUUGGGGCAAAGCAGACUGGGUCGAAGCUGAUUAGAGCCGACCGGAUGAACACUGAUGAUGACUUUGGCAUCUGUCAUGCAUGACAUGGGAAAAGUGUGACCUGAAACCCUUUAGGAGGUUUUGCUUGGAGGCUUUCUGAUUUUGCGGCAUUUCUUUUUAUAAUUUCUUAGUAACUUCUCUGAAGGGUUAGAACCUCAAAAUUUGUUUUUGCAUAUGAUGCUUCCAAAUGGAACUUGUAGAAAUAUGUUUUCCCUUGGCUCCAAGCUAUUUAUGCCUCAAAAACAAAUAGAAAAUGGAAUUGUAUUCAUUCUCAUUUUACUUUUAAGGACUGUUUUAAUGUCAAGAAUAUAGUUUUAAUUUAAUUUCAUCCUUUUAAGUUUGUAAUCUGUCUGGUACUCAACCAAAAAUUGAAAAAAAAUUAAAAGCCAGUCUACAGGAAAAUAAAUGUUUUUCAUUUUA
Messenger RNA from Xiphias gladius (swordfish), 2263 nucleotides. RefSeq names its product RNA pseudouridine synthase domain containing 2 (gene rpusd2). Gene Ontology annotation, biological process: pseudouridine synthesis. The transcript has 3 exons. The record is from RefSeq and is a predicted model, not a curated record. Bases 39 to 1838 code for a protein of 599 amino acids. NCBI's taxonomy places the organism in Eukaryota, Metazoa, Chordata, Actinopteri, Istiophoriformes, Xiphiidae. Gene Ontology annotation, molecular function: RNA binding; pseudouridine synthase activity.